This is a messenger RNA of Cadophora gregata, 381 nucleotides long. RefSeq lists its product as uncharacterized. The coding region runs from base 1 to 381 and encodes 126 amino acids. The record is from RefSeq and is a predicted model, not a curated record. The transcript has 2 exons. Lineage: Eukaryota; Fungi; Ascomycota; Leotiomycetes; Helotiales; Ploettnerulaceae.
AUGCCAUUCUUCUCACCCCUCGUAUCCCGUCGCUUCCUCUACGCCAGUGCUGGUUUGACAGCAUUCACCAUCUACAAACACACGGAAAUCUGCAUAAAUGAACUCUUCCCCGCCAUAGACGAAAAUCUUGGUCCCGAUAGCCUUCUCGCGUUUACAGCAAAAGGGAAUUACCUGAAUACUUCAGCGACUUAUGUCACGAUGUUGAUUUUGCAACUCAAAUGGGCCAAACACGGUUUAACGGCGAAGUACGACAAGAUUCUGUUGGUAUGGUAUUUGUUGCAGUCUUUCAUGUUUGGGGUAGCUUAUUUGAGGAAGGCUUUCUACACGCCUCUGCUAGCUUGGUGGGGAAUUCCGGCUUUGAUGGGAAUGAGCCAAUUGUGA